Fopius arisanus is the source of this 858-nucleotide messenger RNA. RefSeq lists its product as uncharacterized. NCBI's taxonomy places the organism in Eukaryota, Metazoa, Arthropoda, Insecta, Hymenoptera, Braconidae. The record is from RefSeq and is a predicted model, not a curated record. The transcript has 5 exons. Bases 52 to 858 code for a protein of 268 amino acids.
UUAUCCGAGGUUCUAUUUGGACAAUAAAUAAGUCUAGAACUGAGCUUUUUUAUGAACAUGGCACGAAAGGAAAAAACUGAAAUUGUUCCUUAUCAAAUCAUCGAGUUCAGGGAUGAGUUAAAAAAAGGCAAGCGGUCAGUGGAGCUCGUGUGUUUCUCUUGGUUAGACUUUGAAGCUGACGACAAAAUCUGGUGUCAUUACCCACCGCAAAAUGACUGCAAAAAUCUUGAUGAAUGGAUCCGUGUGAAUCAAAAACCGUUGGAAAACUGGAUAAAAUAUCGAGUAACCAUUUUAGAAGAUGCAGGUGAUUAUGAGCAGGGCAUACGGCGUCUUGAACGAUCGUAUAAGCGGCGAACACAUUUAAGAACGUCUGAUUCAGACUGUUCUGGAACGAGUAGUAUAAUGAAAAUAUCGAAGAGUAAAGCCAAAAAUAUGCUCAGACAGUCUCAAUCUUUGUUCAGCCAUCCUCCAAUUGAUGAAAGAUCAGAGGAAUUAACUCAAUCCUAUGAAGACGUUUGUUUAGGAAAGUUAUCAGGAGCUCCAACAGUUGAUAACAGAUUGCACACUCCACCAAGGGAUCGAGACAACGUUCCAACAAGAUAUCCUUCUAUUUUAGACAUAACUCCAUCCACUCGCCUGACUCCUCAGAAUAGUUCAUGUUCAACAGAUGAUAAUGGUGCUGACGAUAAAACAACCUCAGCAUUUGACAAAAUUGAUGAUAGAACUGUGCUAGAAACCCCAAGGAUGAAACGUCCCUUUCAAGAUAAAAUCUCAUCCAAGAUUAAUGUUCCUAGGUUCUCAAAGAACGCUUCCUACCGCCCUACUCCAACGAUAGUUGUGCGAUUAUUUUCUGCUUAA